AUACACUACAAUGGCUGCUGGAAAGAGGCGUAAGGAAACAAUUUCCAGGCCCGCCGCGUCCAGCCCGAAAUAUGAGAAAAAAAUUAUUAGAAAUUCCGCGGGUGGUGUAAAGGCGGCGGACGGGCCGGAGGGAGGAUGGUGAAGCCCCGCGAUUGGCCAAAAUGGGAAGAACUGGAUUCCGCUCUCUUCCACAAAGAGUCAAUGGGACUGGCUAAGAUCAAAGUGUAAGGCGUUUCGCACCUAUCAUCAGUCCCUUUUUGCUUUCUUUUACGACCACAUGAAACUUGAGAAGCCACCUAAAGCUAAAUCAUUUAGUGGAGUUGGGCAGUUCCCAAGUGUCCAACAAGAAGGCCUGCUUUAGGCUGCGAUGGCCACUGUCAUUCCUGGUGACUUGUCAGAAGUGAGAGAUACCCAGAAAGUCCCUUCAGGGAAACGUAAGCGUGGUGAAACCAAACCAAGAAAAAACUUUCCUUGCCAACUGUGUGACAAGGCCUUUAACAGUGUUGAGAAAUUAAAGGUUCACUCCUACUCUCACACAGGAGAGAGGCCCUACAAGUGCAUACAACAAGACUGCACCAAGGCCUUUGUUUCUAAGUACAAAUUACAAAGGCACAUGGCUACUCAUUCUCCUGAGAAAACGCACAAGUGUAAUUAUUGUGAGAAAAUGUUUCAUCGAAAAGAUCAUCUGAAGAAUCACCUACAUACACACGAUCCUAACAAAGAGACGUUUAAGUGUGAAGAGUGUGGCAAGAAUUACAAUACCAAGCUUGGAUUUAAGCGUCACUUGGCCUUGCAUGCUGCAACGAGUGGUGACCUCACCUGCAAGGUGUGUUUGCAGACUUUUGAAAGUACAGGAGUGCUUCUGGAGCACCUUAAGUCUCACGCAGGCAAGUCAUCUGGAGGAGUUAAAGAGAAAAAGCACCAGUGCGAGCAUUGUGACCGUCGGUUCUACACUCGAAAGGAUGUCCGCCGGCACAUGGUAGUGCACACUGGAAGAAAGGACUUCCUCUGUCAGUAUUGUGCACAGAGAUUUGGACGGAAGGACCACCUGACUCGACAUAUGAAAAAGAGUCACAAUCAAGAACUUCUGAAAGUCAAAACAGAACCCGUGGAUUUUCUGGAUCCAUUUACCUGCAACGUUUCUGUGCCUAUAAAAGAUGAGCUACUUCCAGUGAUGUCCUUACCUUCCAGUGAACUGUUGUCAAAGCCAUUCACAAACACUUUGCAGUUAAACCUCUAUAACACUCCAUUUCAGUCCAUGCAGAGUUCAGGAUCUGCCCACCAAAUGAUCACAACUUUACCUUUAGGAAUGACAUGCCCAAUAGACAUGGAUGCUGUUCAUCCAUCUCACCACCUUUCUUUCAAAUAUCCCUUCAGUUCUACCUCAUACGCAAUUUCUAUUCCUGAGAAAGAACAGCCAUUAAAGGGGGAAAUUGAGAGUUACCUGAUGGAGUUACAAGGUGGCAUGCCUUCUUCAUCCCAGGAUUCCCAAGCCUCGUCAUCUAAACUUGGGUUGGAUCCUCAAAUUGGGCCCUUAGAUGAUGGGGCAGGGGAGCUCUCCCUGUCCAAAAGCUCCAUUUCCAUUAGUGAUCCCCUCAACACACCAGCAUUGGAUUUUUCUCAGUUGUUUAAUUUCAUACCAUUAAAUGGUCCGCCCUAUAAUCCUAUAUCAGUGGGGAGCCUUGGAAUGAGCUAUUCCCAAGAAGAAGCACAUUCUUCUGUGUCUCAGCUGCCCCCACAAACACAAGAUCUGCAAGAUCCGGCCAACACUAUAGGUCUUGGGUCUCUACACUCUCUGUCUGCAGCCUUCACCAGUAGCUUAAGCACAAGCACCACCCUACCACGUUUCCAUCAGGCUUUCCAGUAGCAU
Messenger RNA from Orycteropus afer afer, 1870 nucleotides. It is a transcript of the gene PLAG1, whose product is annotated as PLAG1 zinc finger. Lineage: Eukaryota; Metazoa; Chordata; Mammalia; Tubulidentata; Orycteropodidae. The record is from RefSeq and is a predicted model, not a curated record.